This is a messenger RNA of Homarus americanus (American lobster), 861 nucleotides long. RefSeq names its product selenoprotein M-like. The record is from RefSeq and is a predicted model, not a curated record. Gene Ontology annotation, cellular component: endoplasmic reticulum lumen. Gene Ontology annotation, molecular function: oxidoreductase activity. Lineage: Eukaryota; Metazoa; Arthropoda; Malacostraca; Decapoda; Nephropidae. The transcript is spliced from 4 exons.
UUAGGUUUAUCAGCACGACCGCUGUCACUCGACGGACGACCACCAUGGCGAUAAGAGGACUGAGAAUAGCACUCCUCCUGGGGGCUGUGUGUGUUGCUACCGGAGAAGUGGAAGACGUAGAGGAUAAAGAAAUUGUCCGAGCCAGGCUUGAGAGCUGCGGUGGAUGACAGCUGAACAGGCUCCCCGAGGUGAAGAAAUUCAUCAACGAGGACGUUCCUUUCUUUCAUAAUGUUAAGUAUAUGCACAUUGGUGGUGCUCCCCCAGUGAUGAACUUCAUAAACAAACUCGACCAGGUGGUGGAGCGUGUCCCCUUGGAAAAAUUUAAUCGGGAAGAAUGCAAUCAGGUUCUACUAAAGAAAGGCUUCUACAAGAAGAGUGACAAGGAUGAAGAGGUACCAGAGGAAUUCCGCACUGGCCCAUACAAGGAGAAGGAAGAGCUCUAGAUGAAGUCAUCACUACUUAUAGUAUUUGAUUAUUAUUGCAGUGUGUCGAUUGAUUUGGGAUACUUACUUGAGAGUAUUUCCAUUAUAACUUUUUUAUUAUAAAUUUCGGACUAUGUUAGAACUUAGGAGACAUUAGUCUUUCGUGAUUGGGGUACUGUACAUUAAAAUUUAUGAUAAAGUAUUAAGUAAAGUCUGCAAUAACUAACUUUUAUAUAAUUUUUUUUUGGAGAAGCACGAUUUUUCAACUGAUUAUAACCAAAGCACAAACAAUAUACUGAGCAGUAAUAUGAACCUACUAUGAUGGGAGGGGUGUAAAGAGCUUCUAGCUCUCGCUACUUUCGGAAGUAAAUGGGUUCGGGUACUGAUGGGUAUGUUGUGCACACUAGGUUUUGUAGUUUGAAUAAAAAAAAUGACUUCA